AGCUCAGAUGACAGGUUGGGAUCGCCGGCAUUUUUUUUUUGCAAACACGCAUCGAGUAAAAAGACGCCCAAGGAUAAUAGCUGAAAUACGAUUUUGCGCCAACAAAACUGCUCGUUGCGUUCCAUACAUUCCGGAGGACUGUUCGUGGAUUCCCGUUUCUCAAAAGUAACUCCGCAAGCGUAAACAACAGACACGAUGGCGACGGCAAUGCCCAUUAAUCCGAAGCCGUUCCUGAACGGGCUGACGGGCAAACCGGUGAUGAUCAAAUUAAAGUGGGGCCACGAGUACAAGGGCUUCCUGGUGUCGGUUGAUGGCUACAUGAACAUGCAGCUGGCCAACACGGAAGAGUUUGUCGAUGGGCAAAACACGGGGCACCUCGGCGAAGUGCUGAUCCGGUGUAACAACGUGCUCUACAUACGCGGUAUCGAUGAUGAGGACGAGGAGGGUGAGAUGCGGGAUUGAUAGGAAGCGGGCGUUCUUGGGGUAUAUCUCGUGGGAAUAAACUCAUAAUGUAAA
Messenger RNA from Anopheles darlingi, 516 nucleotides. It is a transcript of the gene SmF, whose product is annotated as small nuclear ribonucleoprotein F. Gene Ontology annotation, molecular function: RNA binding. Gene Ontology annotation, biological process: mRNA splicing, via spliceosome; spliceosomal snRNP assembly. NCBI's taxonomy places the organism in Eukaryota, Metazoa, Arthropoda, Insecta, Diptera, Culicidae. Bases 196 to 462 code for a protein of 88 amino acids. The transcript has 2 exons. The record is from RefSeq and is a predicted model, not a curated record. Gene Ontology annotation, cellular component: U1 snRNP; catalytic step 2 spliceosome.